AUGACCGUUGAUGAAGCCGGGCGCCGUUAUAACUAUGUCUGGCAUGACAUGCCGGAAGAGGUGCGAAGAGACCUUGAGAGACGCCGCAGUGGCGGGAAGAAUCUCGAGGAGAGAAAACAGAACAAACCUGACACUAACGGUUAUGCCGAGAAGGGGGCGAAUGUACCACCAGCGAGGAAUGAUCCUCCAGAGAAUGAAAUCAUCCCCAAAGUGAAUAAAGGGCAGCAAACGGCAGAGAAUGAGGCCCGUCCCAAAGUGAAUAAAGCGCAGCAAACGGCAGAGGAGGAGUACCCCACAGAAGAACAGGUGCCACAGAAGCAGGUGGAAGAAAAAGAGGAACAGCCCAAAGAGGAAGAGGUGCCACAGAGGCAAGCGGAGGAAGAAAAGGGUGAACAACCCGAAGGAGCGCAGGAGGCUCCACCCCAAGCGGGGAACUCAGAAGAUGUGGAGGUGCAGCAGCCACAAACUGUUGGCGGCGCGAAGAAUGCAAAGACAAAGCACACUAUCCGUUUUCGGGGAUCAAGGUGGGAGGGUGUACUAAAUAAUCGUCAGAGUGAACUGGAGACAGCCUUCAAGAAGGACGUAACUGAAGGGAGUGGUUUGCCUGAGAGGCGCAUUUCAGGGUUGAAGUUUGAAUUUAAUGACGUUCUUAUUGCCACCUUUACCGUCCGUCAUGAGAAUGACGAAGAAAUGAUGAAGGAAGUGCACGCAAAGCUCCAAUCUUACGGUUUUCCGAAUACAAUCGCAUUGUACAGGCCGGGGAACUCACAAAAUGUGUCGGUGCAGCAGCCACAAACUGUUGGCGGCGCGAAGAAUGCAAAGACAAAGCACACCGUUCACUUUCGCGGAUCAAAGUGGGAGAAUGUACUAAAGAAUCGUCAGAGUGAACUGGAGGCUGCCUUGAAGAAGGAUGUGACUGAAGGGAGUGGUUUGCCUGAAAGUCGCAUUUCAGGGGUGAAGUUUGAAUUUAAUGACCUUCUUAUUGCCACCUUUACCGUCCGUCACGAGAAUGACGAAGAUAUAAUGAAGCGAGUGCACGAAAAGCUCCAAUCUUACGGUUUUCCUAAUACGACCGCAUUGUACGACACGGGUGCGCCCGUAGGAGCGCAGGAGGCUCCACCCCAAGCGGGGGACUCACAACAUGUGGAGGUGCAGCAGCCACAAACUGUUGGCCCCGUGAGGAAUGCAAGGACAAAGCACACUAUCCGUUUUCGGGGACCAAGGUGGGAGGGUGUACUAAAUAAUCGUCAGAGUGAACUGGAGGCUGCCUUCAAGAAGGAUGUGACUGAAGGGAGUGGUUUGCCUGAGAGGCGCAUUUCAGGGCUGAAGUUUGUAUUUAAUGACCUUCUUAUUGCUACCUUUACCGUCCGUCACGAGAAUGAUGAAGAAAUGAUGAAGGAAGUGCACGUAAGACUCCAAGCUUUCAAUUUUCCUAAUACAAUCGCAUUGUACAAGAGGUAG
Trypanosoma theileri is the source of this 1461-nucleotide messenger RNA. RefSeq names its product putative mitotubule-associated protein Gb4. The coding region runs from base 1 to 1461 and encodes 486 amino acids. The record is from RefSeq and is a predicted model, not a curated record. The transcript has a single exon. Lineage: Eukaryota; Euglenozoa; Kinetoplastea; Trypanosomatida; Trypanosomatidae.